Molecule: messenger RNA, 5018 nt
Organism: Catharus ustulatus (Swainson's thrush)
Lineage: Eukaryota; Metazoa; Chordata; Aves; Passeriformes; Turdidae
Gene: PDE1A
Product: phosphodiesterase 1A
Exons: 15
Coding region: 208-1809 (533 amino acids)
Biological process (GO): signal transduction
Molecular function (GO): 3',5'-cyclic-nucleotide phosphodiesterase activity
Source: RefSeq, a predicted model, not a curated record
AGAUGCUUGGUAAAGCAGCUGGAGAAGGGUGACAUUAAUGUGGUGGAUUUAAAAAAGAAUAUUGAAUAUGCAGCAUCUGUGCUGGAAGCAGUUUAUAUUGAUGAAACCAGGAAACUUUUGGACACUGAAGAUGAACUCUCUAACAUCCAGUCGGAUUCGGUCCCGCUGGAAGUGCGGGACUGGUUAGCUUCUACAUUCACGAGAGAAAUGGGAAUAGUGAAGAGGAGACCUGAGGAAAAGCCCAAAUUCCGAAGCAUUGUGCAUGCUGUACAGGCUGGGAUUUUUGUAGAAAGGAUGUACCGAAAAACUUCAAGCAUGGUUGGUUUGGCUUAUCCAGCAGAAGUGAUAGUCACAUUUAAGGAUGUUGAUAAGUGGUCUUUUGACGUAUUUGCCCUUAAUGAAGCAAGUGGAGAGCACAGUCUGAAAUUUAUGAUGUAUGAGCUGUUAACCCGAUACGACCUUCUGAACCGUUUCAAGAUCCCUGUUCCCAAUCUUAUUUCUUUUGCUGAAGCUCUUGAAGUUGGUUACAGCAAAUACAAAAAUCCCUAUCACAAUUUGAUCCAUGCAGCUGACGUUACUCAAACUGUGCAUUACAUAAUGAUUCACACUGGCAUCAUGCACUGGCUCACAGAACUGGAAAUUUUAGCAAUGAUCUUUGCAGCUGCCGUCCAUGACUAUGAACAUACUGGGACCACAAACAACUUUCAUAUUCAGACAAGGUCAGAUGUUGCUAUAUUGUACAAUGAUCGUUCUGUUCUUGAAAAUCAUCAUGUAAGUGCUGCUUAUAAACUCAUGCAGGAAGAAGAGAUGAACAUCCUGGCUAAUCUAAACAAAGAUGACUGGAGGGAGUUGCGUAGCUUGGUCAUUGAGAUGGUCUUGUCUACAGAUAUGUCGGGUCAUUUUCAACAAAUUAAAACAAUGCGACACACUCUACAGCAGGCACAGGGGGUAGACAAAGCCAAAGCCAUGUCUUUGAUUCUACAUGCAGCAGACAUAAGCCAUCCAGCAAAAUCCUGGGAGCUGCACUACCGAUGGACCAUGGCCCUGAUGGAAGAAUUUUUUCGACAGGGAGACAAGGAGGCUGCUUUAGGUCUUCAAUUUUCCCCACUUUGUGACCGCAAGUCCACUUUGGUAGCUCAGUCUCAAAUAGGUUUCAUUGAUUUCAUAGUAGAACCAACAUUUUCUCUACUUACUGAUUCAAUGGAGAAAAUUGUUAUGCCUCUUAUAGAGGAAGCGACAAAAUCUGAAAGUCCUGCAUUUGGGACCCCCAGCCAAAAUAGUUUGGGAGCAGUAAGCAAUGCUGAAGCACAGAGACGACCUGGGUUUAAAAGUACAGGUGAUGGAGGGACUCACACAGAAAAUUCUCUAGCAACUGUAGACCUAAGGGGCUUCAAGGACAACCUGAUGAAGAUCAUUCAAGCAAACAAAGAAAGAUGGAAAGAAUUAGCUGCAGAAGAAGAACUUGUGAAAAAUGUUGGUGAACAGGAAAAAGACCAAAGCAGAAAUUCCACAGAUGCACAGUUGCAGGAAGAGGCAACAAGGACACAAAAUGAGAGUAGUCAGGGAAGUGAUGGUACAACCUGUCCUCCCAGAUCCAUCGUGCUACAAGUAGUCUCUUUCGACACUGCUCUGAGUGAUGAAUCCAGCUCAGAAAAAUGCACUAACUCUGAUCCGAACCAGAAAGAGCUCAGCGAUGCCCAGCAAGAGACACAGAGCACAGACCCACUGAAUGGUGAGCCUAAACACUGUAAGACGUCAGAAGAUAUUGUAAAAGCCACGGAGCAGACAGAAGCACUGGUACAGAACUAGAUUUGCUAUUUCUUAAAAGCUUCUGACAUUUCAGGCAGGACAGGAAAAAAGAACUCUAACUGUUCCUACCUCAUGAUCUCAGAGGCUGUUAUCUGUCAACUUGUUUUUGGAUCAUCCUUUUUCUGUGGAGAGUGAUUGAACAAAAUGUUCAAAAAUGUAAAAUGUAAAACCCUGAGCUGGUAACUCAAGGCACCUAAAAACUCGCACGAUUUCAGUUGUUUUUGUGUUGCUCUUCUAUUUCCUCUUCUAUUUUGCUUUCUUAAACUAGCCAAAUAAUUUUUUCAGCCAAAGUUGGACCUUGCUUUGUUGCACCACUGGUACCAGACAUUUCCAGUUAAUCACAAGACAUGUGGAAACAUGAUGUUUGUCAUCUGCCUAGGAUUGCUGUUACGUGUCACUGCUGCUGAUGUCCAAUGAAAAUGGAAAAUCAAAAUGAAAUGUGUUUCUAGAUACUUGUUCAUACAAUCAUGCUGCAUGCACCAUAAAAGUCCUACUUGUUAGCUUCCUUAAAAUAUCUGGAAAUAAAUUUUUGUAGACUGUACAGGGAAGUUGCAAAGUUUCGCUGACCAGCCUGCGCUAAUGAAGAUUCUUCCCCACUGCAGUGGCUGCCAUGUGGACAGAACUGGUGUUGAACAAAUUUGAAAGUAUCUGAAAUAUCUCUUUGAAAUUAAUUGAAUGCACCUGAUGUUACAGAUUAAAACAUUCAGAAUUCUGUAAUAUUUUGAAAGACAUCAGCACUGGUGUCAGCCCUACCAAGAAACUGGUACUUACUGUUUUGUAGGGUGGAAGAGACAGCAACAGAAUGCAUGAAAAUUGCUGCACUUCAGCAAAAUGCUGUGUUGCCUCUCAGACAGAGUUGGAAGGUGACACUGAGGCCUUAUGUCGUGGUUUAUCUCAAAUGCAAAGGUGACAACAUGCAUCCUGCAACAUCUUUGCCAGAGUUUGUUUCUUUUUGAGGGGCAGCAACAAGGGCAGCACACAGGGAGUUACCUCUGCAAGAAGCCUCAGAAUGAGCCCUCCAGACCAAACUGUGCCCGUAAAGAAACUCCAUUUUCAUCUCUUCUUCCCUCGAGCUGCACACGACCCCUCCUGAUUCCUCUGGUGUCCUACACAGCUGCAGCCAACCUCAUUUCCCUCUGCUGGACCCUGCCAGGAACCUCCUAGGCUCCUGUUCAGGCUGUAGGCACUCAGGUGGCUCGGGUGGCUGCACUCCCAGUUCUCCUUUCCGGACCCUGUGGUUAUUACCUCACUGAACAAACAGUCUUUCUGAUCAGCCGUGGUCUGCUCUGAAGGGGUUGUGGGGCAGUGGCACCCUCCUCUGUGCCAGGGGUGAUGGAGACCUGUGUGCUGCUCAUCUGCUGCUUCAGGGAUCCCACCAGAGCUCACAGCCAUCAGGCUCCACCUCAGCCAGGGCAGCUUUGCCCGACUGAAGAAGGAAUCACAAACAAUCAGCUUUGCUGAGGGACCCUUCCAUGUCCAUACCUGUUGACUGUCUCUUUUCUGACAGCAGAGCAGUCAAAAUUGAGCUGGGAACAGUGUAAGCUCUGAGCCCAGGGACAAGGGCAUGCCAAAAAGUGGAAUUCCUGUCAUUGAAUAUGUAAGCCAUAUAUGUGCUAUGCAUAAGUAGUAUGCAUAGUUUUAACUUAAGAAAUGUUUGUGCAUAUAGGAUGUAAAAAAUACAUUUAAAUUGUUUUGUGUAUCUGGUCCAAGGCUUGUAUUUAGCAUGGACAAAUUUCUGUACAGUGCCGUUAACGAAUGAAAUGUUAACAGAUGAAAUUGUAUCAUAGAUGUUAUAACGCAAUCAAUAUUUUUUGCUAAGAGUUAAGAAUUUAUAUAUUCUCUGCUGGUGUUUGAGCAAAUUAUUAGCAGCCUGGACCUCUCUGUGCACCUUUGCAUCCUUUUCGGGAAUGUUGGACUCUUUUCUUUUCCUUUGUAAUAAAAUGUAAACCAUCUUAUGGCUUCUUAUUGUCCUUAUGACAAGAGAAGAAAUUAAAUGGUCAUAUAAGACUUUUUUUAAUUGUAAGUUGCCAUAUGCUGUGGCAGUGGAAAAUCUUUUUGAUUAAGAUCUGAGAAGUCAGCAACUUAUUUUAGAUAAGUAGAUCAUCUAUAGUUCCCACCAAAUUUAAAAAGAACAAAUGACAAAAACUGACAAAAACUGUCUUUAAAAAAUAGGCCAGUUAGAUAUUUGCUACUGACUGUUUUUCAACAUGGUAAUUUAUGAUUCACUGAGACUGAAAGUCUGAAGUAAUCAGAAUUUAAUCUCCAUAUUGUAUUUUCAAUUUCAGACUUUUACCAUAGUUGAACUUCUGCAUCUCUAUCCAAUUGAGAUUUAUUACUCUGCCAAAAUUUUCACCUGGAAAUGCAAGCAGAAAAUACAACAGAUUCUGCAGAGAACUUGAAGCACGCUGUGGGGCUCUCAGUGUCCUGUUGUCAUAGUGAACACCAACCUCUCCCACUGCACAAGCUAGAAGGAGCUCCUGGUCUCACAGGAGGUGCUCAUUACCUGCAGAUCUCAUUCAUUAGGAUAGAAGAGUGAUUUUUUCCUAUAAAUAAUCCUAUUUGCUCAUUUUUAUUCAGAUUUUAUCACUGUGGUAGAUGUUACUGAAAUACAAGAAGAGUUCUUAGUCUUUUGUUAAUGCCAGCUGAUUCUCUUUCUUUCUUCCUUUGUUUGUUCUUAGCAAGAUUUUGCCUGGACACGACCCAAAGCUUGGUGUGUUGUUUGGAUGAGGAGAGAUUUUCUGUGAUGCAGAAGACCAGUAGAGCCAACAUGUGUUGGUUAAGGCUUUGGGCUGGGUGAAAUUUGGGUUCAUAUGGCAGAAAGGCUUCUUGAGAGAGCCUCUCCCUGAGCAGUAGUUUUAUCUCUGAAACCUGUAAGGCUGUGCUACCAAAACACUGCAUGGGGCCCUAAGAAAUGGUGUUUGUAUCUGCAUCUCUCCCACAGCAUCCUGGGCAUGUACCCUACAUUGAGCACACUGAGGAGCUAUAGCUAUAAAUGAGCCCUCAAGAGUUUUAUUUUGUACUUUUAUCUCGAGAUAUAUGACAGAUAUAUUAUGUAAUAUUGUUAUGGGUUAUGAACUAGCCAGUAUUUUUUUUAAAUUUAAUUUUCAAGAAGGCAAUCUACAACUGUGUGUUUUUAUUCUGCUGUAUUUGUCCAUAUUUCCUAUGAUGAUAUUCCCAAAUAAAUCUGAUUUGAGGGCAAGGAUUGUGAA